Catharus ustulatus (Swainson's thrush) is the source of this 2492-nucleotide messenger RNA. RefSeq names its product microtubule interacting and trafficking domain containing 1 (gene MITD1). Bases 1 to 753 code for a protein of 250 amino acids. The transcript has 7 exons. NCBI's taxonomy places the organism in Eukaryota, Metazoa, Chordata, Aves, Passeriformes, Turdidae. The record is from RefSeq and is a predicted model, not a curated record. Gene Ontology annotation, biological process: midbody abscission. Gene Ontology annotation, cellular component: midbody.
AUGUCGCGGGCGGGCAGCGAUGGCACUGCCGCGCUGGAGCGGGCCGGGGCGGAGACGGUGAAGCGGGCGGUGCAGCUGGACUUGGCGUCCCGGUUCCAGGAGUCGCUGGUGUGUUACCAGGAGGGCAUCGACCUCCUGCUGCAGGUGGUGAAAGCCACGACAGAUGAGGCGAAAAAGCACCGAUACCGGCAGAAGAUAUCCGAGUACAUGACCAGAGCCGAGGACAUUAAAAAACACAUUGAGAAAGAGAAACAAGACGGCAAAUACCAUAAGCAAAUCAGGAUAGAAGAAAAUGCAACAGGUUUUGGCUAUGAAAAGCUUUUCAGCGAGUACCUCACUGAGAUUGUUUCUGAAGUUUGGGUGGAGGACCCAUACAUUCGGCAGGCUCAUCAGUUGUAUAACUUUCUGCGAUUCUGUGAGAUGCUGGUUAAGGGGCCAUGCAAGGUGAAAACAAUCAACCUCCUCACUUCCUAUGAUGAGGGUAGUGGGAGGAGUCAACAGAUGACUGCCUUGGAAGAAAUAAAACAGUCCUUGCGUAAUUAUGGAGUAACACUAAAUAUUGACUUUUCGUCUUCAAUACAUGAUCGAGAAAUCAGAUUCAACAAUGGGUGGAUGAUUAAGAUUGGAAGGGGUCUUGAUUAUUUUAAGAAACCACAGGGUCGUUUCAGCAUUGGAUACUGUGACUUUGACUUGAGACCUUGCCAUGAAACAACAGUGGAUGUCUUUCAUACUAAACACACAAAGAAAAUGUGAUCAGAAAUGCUUAUUUUCAUAAGCAUAAAAAUGUGAGACUGAAAGAUGCUUCUUGAGUCCAGCUGGUUGCCCACAGAAGGAACACUUCUAAGUACUUAGUGCAGUACAGCUUUUAUAAACUGUGUUUAAGAAUAUUUGAGACUUUCCAGCGUGAGAAAACAAAACUGCAUGAUUCCUUCAUCCUACUUCUUCUGUAAUCUUAAUUAAUACAAUCCCUGUCUAAAUUUAAUCUUGAUUUCAUAAAAGACCCUCAGUAGUGUCUUUCAAAAGCCUCUUUACUGCCAUUUCUAUUUUUAUUGUUGAUUUUGUCUUGAACCUGUUUUAAAUUUUAUAUUCUUUACCUGGCCACUUCACAAUCAUUGGAAGCUGGGCUGUCACAUCCUCUUUUAUAAGCAGUCUUAUUUAUUUCCUUAAAUUCCUGUAUUCUUGUCAUGAGUACUAUUUUGCUGGGAUUUUGUCAAUCCUGUAAUACUUUAUGUCCUAGACUUUACUAGUAAUCCCAAUUUUCACAUUCCAUUUUCCUAGCUCUUUGCCUAUGAAUGUGGUAGUGGUUCAGUACACAGUCAAUUUAGGGUUGUCUUAUGUGUCUCUGCAUAAUGGAUUUUGGACUGGGAAGGCUGCAAACAGCUAUAUUUUCUUCCCUGCCACUCCUAUGUGUUCUUUUAUUCCAUGAUAUAUGGCCAUAUACCUGAUCUCCAUCCUUUGCAGUAAGUGUGGAAAGAACUUGUGAAUCUCUCCCAGUCUUACUCUCUGACUUUAAAGUCCAAUGACUGAUUUUUCAUGCCACUCUGAACUGCAGCAAGCUAUUUCACUACUACUAAGGUAGUCCCCUAAAAGGAAUAAAUUUAAGAUUUUUCAGAAGUUGGAUACCCUGAGUAUCUCAGUUGGUCAGACCAUGGUGUGAAUAUUGCCAAGGUCACAUGUUUUAUCCCUGUAAGGGCCAUUCACUUAAGACCUGGACUUGAUCCUUGUGAGUCCCUUGCAGCUCACAAUAUUCUGUGAUUCUAAGCAAUAUGCUAUUUAGAAUAAAGAUAGUCUUCCCUUGUCAUUCUUUCAGCCUUUGGAAACCAGAAGGUAUUAAAGGUAUUACCAGAGGUGCUGCUUUUUUUUCCCCUUAUACAAGAGUUCUUUGUUAGCAAGAAUCUGCUGAAGUCAUACACUGACAUAAAAAACAGGCAGUGGCUUCUUUCAGAUCCCAUCAAAAUCUUUUUAGCCUCAGGAUUGAUACGUGCCUUACACUUUCUGGCUUGUAAUACAGUAGGCCUCUAUAUUCUAGUAGCAUGUUUAUUGCUAGAACUUUUUUUUGUUUCCUGUAUUUCUUUUUCCUGAUGGUUAAUGUAUUCCAGUAUCUUUUUUUUUCUUAAUGUGCUUAAUUAUUUAAUUUUCUGUCAUCUAAUGCUGCUAUUCUUUUCCUCUUGUUUCUAACAACCAAACUAUUCCACAGCAACCAAUAUGAAAUGGAGCUGGUCUUUGCCUUGUUUUCUGUGUCACAAUAUGCCAGUGGUCUGCCUUCUUUAUCCUUUCUCAUAAUGUUUCAGCUUUGCAGAGUUGCAUCAGCAAAAUUAAUAAUAUAUAUGCCACAGAGGUGUGUGCUAUUAGUCAUUUCACCAAACAUUCCAUAGGAGCUCCCUGGCUUGCUGCUAUGAUAUGAAGUUUCUAGGCAAUUGUGAAUUUUAUUUAGUUGUGUAUGAGAUAUGCCUAUUUUUAAUGGGAAUAAAGGUUAUUUUUUAUUAUUUGUA